Messenger RNA from Antechinus flavipes (yellow-footed antechinus), 6406 nucleotides. It is a transcript of the gene CCDC18, whose product is annotated as coiled-coil domain containing 18. NCBI's taxonomy places the organism in Eukaryota, Metazoa, Chordata, Mammalia, Dasyuromorphia, Dasyuridae. The record is from RefSeq and is a predicted model, not a curated record. The coding region runs from base 76 to 4911 and encodes 1611 amino acids. The transcript is spliced from 29 exons.
UGGUACUCGAUCUCCAGCGUGGCCUUGAGGGGCAUGGGCUGAUAAAAGCAUUCCUUGUGGCCGGCCGGAAGGGUGAUGGUGAAGUCGCUGUCCAGCGAAGGUGAGAAGCCCGACGCCGCAGGCGGCAGCAGCACCAAAGGGCCAGCAGCCAGUAACAGAGAGAGAGGGAUCCAGACCCUGGGUUCGUCCAUCUCGACCGGGUCUGUCAACAACUGGGCAAGCUUGGGACCUUCCGGUUUUCUGAAACGGUGGCAAGCGUCCUCUCUUUACCGGAGACUAGCCAAGAGGAUUUACUUGGAGUCUCGGGCGGCUGUCCACAGGUCACCUCCGGACAACGCUAUGCCGCUCCAGCCGGCCCCACUCACAGCCUCAACCCUAGAACUAGCAACUCUUCUCACCAAGGACCACUACUCGUCCGCUCAUGGGAACAAAAUACAAACCAGAUCCACAGCCACUCUCUACCGGGCGCCCGAGAUGUCCACGCCUCUACCUCCGCAGCUAUCUCCAACACAAUCCAACCGCCAAAUAGAACCCACUACACUGGAAUACUACAGUAAAGAUAAUGAAGAAGAAAAUCUGUUAGCAAAUGUUGCUUCAUUAAGAAAUGAAUUAGAGAAAACAGAAUGGAGCUUACAGAAUUUAGAAGAGCUUUCUAUUACUGAUGCAGUUGACACUUCUGAGAAUGGUAUACAUCCAACAAGGUUUGAGAGACUCUCGGUGGAUGAUCUUGUUCAACCUUUCCACCCUGGACUUAUAAAUUAUUCUACUCAUAAAAAUGUUGGUAAAAUGCCUUACAGCAAUAGUGAUUUCCAAAGAAAAUCAAGAGACAAGUCUUAUGUUGCAUCUUCUAUCACUAACACAAGUGUGGAUCAGGAAAAUAAAGGCCUUCGGGAGAAACUGAAUAAACUUCGCCAACAUAAUGCUUCUUUGAUCUCUCAGAAUCAUGCCCUAAUGAAUAAAAUAGAAUCUCUCCAUUUUGAAUUGACACAAUCAAGAACAAAAAUUUGUGUUCUUGAAAAUACUCAGUCACAGUCCUUUAGCGUCCCAAUUUUAGAAGAACAGAUUAUAAAUUUGGAAGCAGAAGUUUCAGCUCAAGAUAAAGUUUUGAGGGAAGCAGAAGAUAAAUUAGAACAGAGCCAGAAAACAGUGAUUGAAAAGGAACAAAGUUUACAGAAAUGGAAAGAGGAAUGUUCGAAUUUGAAACUGGAUUUGUUUGAACAAAGUAAACAAGGAAAGAGGGUCGAACAGCAACGGAAUGAAGCAAUGGAAAAUGCUGAAGAAUUGGGCAAAGCUUUCAAAGAAUAUAAAGAAAGAGUAGCUGAAAAGUUGGAAAGGGUUCAAGCUGAAGAAGAGCUGUUAGAGAAAAAUCUAGUAAAUUGUGAAAAAGAAAAUAAAAGAUUACAGGAAAAAUGUGUUGUAUACAAAGAGGACCUGGAAUCCAUGAAAGACAAGUUGAGGCAAUUAAAGGAUGAAAAUAAUGAUGGAAAAGAAAGAAUAAGGAGUAUGGUUUUGAAAAAUUCUGAGAUUAUGUCACAACUAACUGAGUCUAAACAAAACAUCUUAAAGCUGGAGAAUGAGUUAGAGGACAAAGAAGAAAUUCUUAGAGAAAAACUUGCUCUAGUGAAUGAAAACAGAGAAUUAAAAGUCCUUAUUACAAAGCAGAAUGAGCGACUGAGUUUGUGUCAAAGUGAAAUUGAAGAUUCAAGGCAAGAACUAAGCAGUUUGGAAAUGAUUAUUUCCCAGUUGCCAUUUAACAGAGAAAAAUUUAAUUCUAAAAUGUGUAUCUGUAAGCGUCAAGUGGAAAAGUUCUCAACCAAAGAAGAUUUCUGUGUUUCUUGCUGUGAUAUAAAUCAAUCAGUGAUCUCAAACCUCAGGAUUAAGCUUGCAAUGAAAGAGGCAGAAAUCAAUACACUUCAAACAAACCUAACUGCCAGUCAGUUUCCUGGUCCUAUUUUUGGUGAUGAUGAAAUACAGGAAGGUGGCCAAUUAAGUGGCUUAGAAACAGAACCUGUAAAAUUAAGUGGGAAUCAAGCAACAGGCCAUAUCCAAUGUCAAAAGUUACAUAUUGUAAGCAAGCAUUUUGAGAGAGAAAAACAAAGACUUGCUUCCGGCAUAGAAGAGUUACGUGCUAAGUUGACCAAAACAGAAGCUGAGAAUUCUGAAUUAAAGGCUGACAUGGCUCAUAGGACUAGCCAGUUUCAAGCAAUUCAAGAAGAAUUAUUAGAGAAAAUUACCAAUUCUAGUAAAAUGGAAUCUGAAAUGACAAAGAAAAAUUCUCAGAUUCUCACAUUAGAGAAACAGCUUGAAGAAAAAACAAAUGCUUAUUCUUCUAUUGCUGCAAAAAAUUCUGAACUGGAACAGGAAGUUAUGGAAAAGAAUGAAAAGAUACACAGUUUGGAAUCAAAUAUAAAUUCAGAACAUGAGAAAAUGUGUGUAGCUUUUGAAACGGCAAAGAAAAUUCAUUAUGAACAGCACAAAGAAAUGGAACAUCAGAUCGAACUAUUUCAAAUUCAGCUAGAAAAGAAAGACCAACAAUUCAAAGAACAGGAGAAGACUGUGUCCAUUUUGCAACAGGAUAUCGCAUAUAAACAACAUCAUCUUGAAUCACUGGAUAGACUAUUACAGGAAAAAAGAGGGGAAAUGGAGAAGCAGAAUAUCAAGAAAGAUGAAUCUUUGAAGAUGUUACAGAACCAAGUAUCUGAAGAAACAAUCAAAGUCAGACAGUUAGAAUCAGCCCUGGAUAUGUGUAAAGAAGAAUUGGCUGCACAUUUGAGCCAACUGGAGGGAAACAAGGACAAGUUUGAGAAACAAAUAAAGAAGAAAUCUGAAGAGGUGUAUUGUUUGCAGAAAGAAUUAAAAUUAAAAACUCACAGUCUACAGGAGACUACCAAACAAAAUGUUAUCUUGCAACACACUUUGCAGCAACAGCAACAGAUGUUACAAGAUGAGACUGUAAGAAAUGGAGAAUUAGAAGACUCUCAAGCUAAACUUGAAAAACAGGUAUCAAAACUGGAACAAGAACUUCAAAAACAGAAAGAAAUUUCUGCUGAAAAGUUGAGAAAAGUGGAGGAGAAACUUGAAUCAGCCUCUCAUGAAGCAGAUACAAAAAGGCAGAAAGUUAUUGAAUUAACUAGCACCGCCAGGCACAUAAAAUUGGAGAUGGAUCAGUGCAAGGAUGAGUUGCUUCAAAUGGAGAAAGAAAUACUUCACCUAAGACGGGAUGGAGAGAAUAAAACAAUCCAGUUAAAUCAUUUAGAUAUGACCUUAGAACAAACACAGACAGAGCUAGAUAAAAAAGUGAAAGCUGUGAAAGAGUUAGAAAAACUACAUCAACAUUCUCAAAAUGAUCUAAAGGAAGCCUUGCAGAAACGAGAAGAACUAGAGACUGAACUGCAAAAUGCUCAUGUAGAAUUAAAAAAUACUUUAAAGCAGCUGCAAGAAUUGCGAGAUGUACUACAGAAUGCUCAAAUAUCUCUGGAGGAAAAGUAUUCCACUAUAAAGGAUCUCACAGCUGAACUUAGAGAUUGCAAGCUUGAUAUUGAGGACAAAAAGCAAGAACUUCUUAACAUGGACCAGGCACUGAAAGAUAGAAAUUGGGAACUGAAGCAAAGAGCCGCUCAAGUUACACAAUUGGACAUUACUAUUCGUGAACAUAGAGGAGAAAUGGAACAAAAAAUAAUUAAAUUAGAGGGUACUCUGGAGAAAACAAAACUAGAACUUAAGGAAUCUAAUAAACAGAUAGAAGUCUUAGAAGAAGACUUACAAAAUAGUAAAGACCAGCUUCGUGAAAAAGAAUUUGAAGUACUACAAAAUGAACAAGAGAUUAAUCAAUUGAAAAAAGAAACAGAAAGAAAACAACAGAAAAUAACAGAGAUUGAGAAUAUUAUGAAAGAGCAGGAACAAUGUAUUGCUGCCCAAUACAAAGAAGCUUUGGAUUUAGGGCAGCAGGUGAGAUUAGCAGAGGAGCAGAUUCAGCAAACUCAGCAGGAGCUACUGGAGACCCGCAGACAGCAAGUCCAAGCUCAGAGAGAAGCCGAGAGACUUGCAAAUGAACUAGAUGAAACAAAACAUCUUUCUAGAGAGAAGGAAUUACAUGCGAACCAUUUGGCUGAAGAAUUGGGAGCUUCACAAGUACGUGAAACUCAGUUGGAAGCCAGACUACAAGCAGAAGUAAAGAAACUGUUAACAGAAAUAGAAUCACUGAAAGAAGCUUAUCAUCUAGAGAUGCUUACACAUCGAGAAAAUCGUACAAAAUGGAAGGUAUCUUCAGACAACCAGAAAUCUUCAGUUCAGCAACUAAAUGUUCAAUUAGAGAAGGCAAAACAUGAAUUAGAAGAAACUCAGGGUACUUUAAGCAAUCUGCAUAAACAAGUGCAGGACAAGAAUGAAGUGAUUCAAGCUGCCAACGAAGCAUUGCUUGUUAAAGAAUCAGAGGUAACUAGGUUGCAAGCCAAACUUUCUGGGCGUGAAAGGACUGAAGGCUUCAAGUAUCUACCAGUCCCACUUUUGUCUCCUACUGAAAUAAUGUAUAAUAUUCAAGAUGCAAGGUUUUUCAAACAACCUCAGCCAUCAUUUUUCAAAUCUAGAAAAUUGCGUCGCUCUAUUAGUGCCAGUGACCUAAGCUACAAGACUGAUGACAAUGAAGAUCUUUCUGAAGAACUCUUAGAGGAUCUAAAGCAAGUUCUCAUUCAAAAUCCUUUACCAACAGAAGCAGAAAAUAAAAAAGACAUACUUUAUACUUCAUCAGAUGUAUUUGACCCAAUGGCAUAUGAUGCAGAUGAUGAUGAAGCUUCUCAAAGUAAUGACUUCACUACUCUUAGUGGAAUGUUAAAAUACAUAAACAAAGAAGUAAGAUUGUCAAAAAAGUCUUCUAUAUCAGCAUUUGGUACAAAUCAGGAGGAAGAUUUGUGAUUAAAUGAAGAUACUGAUAUGAUGAGAAAAUUGAACCAUUGGCCCUCUAUUAUCCUUAAGUACCAUAUAUAGUUUCUAUUUUAUAUUGACUAUUUUUAUCACUGAAUAAAUUUUAUAUUUAACAUUACAUUAUCUUUUGGAGGAAGUAUUUUUAAAACUUUAAUUUGAAUUUCAGGUAAUAAUUUUUAAAAUGUCACUUAAUAGCUCUUUUGUUAAUAAACCUAAUAAUAUUUCUUUGGUCUUUAUUUGACAUCUAGUUAAAUGCUUUGUUGAUUUGUUUGGUACUUUUAAAAAUGCUUUAAUUUAAUUUAAUGUUUUUUUAAAAAUUUGUAGUCAAGUGCUAAUCUAUUUUAUUUAAUGUAUUUUGUAUUAAUAUCUGAUUUUUAAAUUGACAGGUAAUGAUCUAAAAGGCCAUUCUAUUAUUGAUUUUGUUGUUGUUGCUAGUUAGCUCCUAUUUAUUCUCCAUGACUGGGAUCAAAUGAAAUCUUUGUGUGAUAUUGAAAAGUAACAAGUAGUAUGUAAGCUUUUAUCAUGAGCCCAUGCUCCUCUCUUAUAAUAUGGUCCAAUAUAUGAUAUAGUGAUGGACUUUCCUGUCCUAGAAAUUCCAAUAGGGAGGUAGGCUUUCUUAUAGGUUCCAUCAGAGAAUCCUUCUCCAGAUCCAAGUUGGGACAAUCUUGUACAGCUUAUACAAUCUACCACAGCUCCUGACAAAGAUCACAGGGCAUUCACAUACUCACAGGAAGCAGGACAGGGCAUCAGACGUUGGAAGCAAAAAGCUGGAAAAUUUGGUAAUUAAUCUUGAAAGCAAGCCACAUUACCCUAAGGGGUUAUUUGGCAGAAACAGUCCCAAACUCAGUGCUUUUUCUUUAGAAAAAACACAUGCUGGAAGAAGAAUGAACACAUGCUAAUAUCAGAAGUAAUAGCCAGUUCAAAAGGACCCACUUUUUUAUAUCGCUUGCUUCCCUGAGGAUAGUUGUUCCUCCCCAAUUCGCUAAAGUGUUGUACAUUAUUUAACAAACCCUGAUUAUUUUCUGAAAUUUGAAAGAUUUACCACUAUGUAAAUGAUUUUGCUGAAUAUUACAAACUUUUUUUGCAUAAAGAAAAAUGUAUUGAUGAUAAAUGUUAAAAAGAAUUUGGAGCUAUAAGUCUACUAGAGACUCAAACUAUAUGCUAUGCUUUUUUGUAUUUUUUUCUUCAAAAAUAAAUUAUGGAUGAUAUCACAGGAUUUCCAAUCUUUAGAUCAAUACCUUAUUUUGGUAAGUGAUGAAAAAGAACCUAAAAUUGUACCCUUAAAGAAGGAAUAGGAGGAAAUUCUCUUUCACAGUUACCUUAUGUCUGUUUGAUCUAUGUGCUGUAUAUGCUUAUAUAUGUACAUAUAAUAUCCUCAGAAUGUAAUGUCCUCCAGAGCUGAGCCUGUUUUGAUUUUCUUCGUAUCUCCUACACUUAUUACAAUGCUUGGUACAUUGUAGGUACUUAAUAAAUACUUAUUGUUUGA